GAAGAAGAUUAUUCUACUUCCGGUGUCCCCCCUGCCAUUUGAAGGCUCUAGCAGUUUGUGGCUUUUUCCAAGCAAAAUCAAUCAUACAUCUGUUAGCUUCUUUAAACAGGUUUUCCAGUUGAAAGGGAUGUUUCGUAGAAAGCUUACAGCCUUAGAGUAUCACAACCCAACCGGAUUUGACUGUAAAGAUGAUACUGAAUUCAGAAAUGUCAUAGUUUGGCUGGAAGAUCAAAAAAUCAGACACUACAAAAUCGAGGAGCGGGGAAAUCUCAGGAAUAUUCCAAGCUCGGACUGGCCUAAACAUUUUGAAAAGUACCUUCAAGAUGUGAACUGUCCAUUCAGUGUUCAGGAAAGACAGGAGACCAUCGACUGGCUGCUGGGUCUUGCUAUUCGUUUUGAAUACGGGGACAAUGUGGAGAAAUAUAGAAACUGCAAACCUGCAACAGAGGCCAGUGAUGCUCAAAAGUCUGUGGACCCAUUAAUUAAUCUGGACAGCAACAAUCCAGAUUUUAAGGCUGGUGUAUUGGCUCUUGCCAAUCUACUCAAAAUCCAACGGCAUGAAGACUAUUUGAUAAUGCUUAAAGCCAUUAGGAUCCUGAUACAGGAACGUCUGACCCCUGAUGCUAUUGCAAAGGCCAGUCAAGCAAAAGAGGGUUUACCAGUGGCUCUUGACAAGCAUAUUUUAGGAUUUGAUACCGGAGAUGCUUCUCUGAACGAAGCUGCCAGGAUUCUUCGCCUGCUUCACAUCGAGGAGCUCAGAGAGCUGCAAACCAAAAUCAACGAGGCCAUCGUGGCAGUUCAGGCCAUCAUCGCCGACCCCAAGACAGAUUACCGCCUCGGAAAGGUGGGCAGAUAAAACCAUCUGCCUGGAGCGUGCCGCAGAGACCACAAGACAUGCUCUGUGAAUUAUGCUAGUUUUCAUUAACCACACACUACCGGUGUUCUAUUUGAAUCAUUUUUGUGGGAAUGCCAAACUGGAGUCUUUUUUUUCCCCUUAUCAUUCAUUUUCUUUGCCCUGUAAUAAAAAUAAAAAAAAUGCAAAGAUUUAUUACAAAAUGUAAUUUCAUUGUAGCCUUAUGUGGAGGGACUUAUGAAAUGCCACAUGGGUGUCCAUCAAAGGUUGGACUAUUUGUUUUUGUUGUAUAAUAAACCUUAAUGCAACACAAAA
This is a messenger RNA of Carassius carassius (crucian carp), 1168 nucleotides long. Its product is annotated as RNA transcription, translation and transport factor protein. The record is from RefSeq and is a predicted model, not a curated record. Gene Ontology annotation, biological process: tRNA splicing, via endonucleolytic cleavage and ligation. Gene Ontology annotation, molecular function: RNA binding. Bases 128 to 856 code for a protein of 242 amino acids. Lineage: Eukaryota; Metazoa; Chordata; Actinopteri; Cypriniformes; Cyprinidae. Gene Ontology annotation, cellular component: tRNA-splicing ligase complex. The transcript has 8 exons.